Didymosphaeria variabile is the source of this 1494-nucleotide messenger RNA. RefSeq names its product Carboxylic acid transporter (gene JEN1). Gene Ontology annotation, molecular function: secondary active monocarboxylate transmembrane transporter activity. The coding region runs from base 1 to 1494 and encodes 497 amino acids. The record is from RefSeq and is a predicted model, not a curated record. Gene Ontology annotation, cellular component: plasma membrane. The transcript has 4 exons. Gene Ontology annotation, biological process: plasma membrane lactate transport. Lineage: Eukaryota; Fungi; Ascomycota; Dothideomycetes; Pleosporales; Didymosphaeriaceae.
AUGGACCCCGAGAAAGACAACUACGCCCGCCCUGAGCUGGGCUCCGGCCAGCCAGCGGGCCACAUGUCCGCCGGUCGCUACAUCGCGACGCGCAUCUCCACUCUCAAACCUCCCAUGGCCAAAGUCUCCAAUCCAAUCCGCCUCCUACGCCUCCUGAACUUCCAGCAAUGGAUGUUCUUCCUCGUCGCCUUCUGCGCCUGGACUUGGGACGCCUUCGAUUUCUUCACUGUUUCGCUGACUGUCGAGGACCUCGCUGAGUCGUUCGGCAAGACCAAGACUGAUAUUACAUGGGGAAUUACCCUGGUGCUGAUGUUGCGUUCUGUGGGUAGUAUUAUUUUUGGACUUGCGGCGGAUCGUUAUGGGAGGAAGUGGCCGUUUAUCAUCAACAACGUGCUCUUCAUUGUUCUGGAGCUCGGGACUGGAUUCUGCUCUACCUACAAUAGCUUCUUGGGUGUGAGAGCGUUGUUCGGAAUUGCGAUGGGAGGCUUGUACGGAAACGCAGCUGCUACUGCGCUCGAAGACUGCCCCGAAGAAGCACGAGGUCUCAUCUCUGGCAUGCUCCAGCAGGGCUACGCCUUCGGCUACCUUCUCGCAACUGUCUUCGCCCGCGCAUUCGUCAACACCGUUGGCCACGGCUGGCGCCCCCUCUUCUGGUUCGGCGCCGGACCCCCAGUCCUCAUCAUCCUCUUCCGCCUGUGUCUCCCGGAGACCCAAGCCUACCUCGAGCGCAAGCGUAUCCGCGAGGAAACCCCCAACGCCGCUAAGGUGUUCCUUAACGAGGGCAAGGUGGCUUUGAAGAAACACUGGCUUCUCCUCAUCUACAUGGUGCUCCUGAUGGCCGGGUUCAACUUCAUGUCGCACGGCUCUCAAGAUCUGUAUCCCACCAUGUUGACCAACCAAUACAACUUCUCCGCCGACGCAGUCACAGUUACGCAGGUUGUCGCAAACCUGGGCGCUAUUUGCGGCGGUACCAUCAUCGGAUACUGCUCCUCGAUCUUCGGAAGGAGGUUCAGCAUCAUCUUCAUCAGCAUCAUCGGCGGCGCCUUGCUCUACCCAUACACCUACACGAGCAGCACGAAAGUUAUGGCUGCGGCCUUCUUCGAGCAGUUCUGCGUGCAGGGCGCCUGGGGCGUCAUCCCGAUCCAUCUCAUGGAGUUGUCGCCCGGGUCGUUCAGGACCUUCGUCGUCGGCACCAGUUACCAAUUAGGUAACCUGGUAUCCUCGGCUUCGUCCACGAUCGAGUCGACGAUCGGAGAGCGCUUCCCGCUUCCGGCGAAGGGGUCGGUCAAGAGGUAUCAGUAUGGCAAGGUCAUAUGCAUCUUCAUGGGAUGCGUGUACGUGUACGUCAUUAUUUUGACGUUGAUUGGACCUGAGUUUAGGGGGAGAAGCAUGGAUGUGCAUGCGGAUGAAGAUAUGGCGGAGGCGGCGGCACAUGGGUACCAAGAGGAGAAGCGUGUGGAUAUGGGGAGAGGCGAGGAAAUUGAGAGGGUAUGA